Messenger RNA from Betta splendens (Siamese fighting fish), 1087 nucleotides. RefSeq names its product tetratricopeptide repeat domain 32 (gene ttc32). Gene Ontology annotation, molecular function: protein binding. Lineage: Eukaryota; Metazoa; Chordata; Actinopteri; Anabantiformes; Osphronemidae. The transcript has 3 exons. The coding region runs from base 55 to 465 and encodes 136 amino acids. The record is from RefSeq and is a predicted model, not a curated record.
CCCUCGUUGGUGACGUAACAUCCGCCGCAACUGAAAAACACGGCAAACAAGCAAAUGGAGCAAGAUAUUCUCCAGAUAUUUGAACAUGCUAACUUUGAGUUUGAUAAGCACAAUCACAAACAGGCAGAGGAGCUGUACACGAAGUUUAUCUCUUGCUGCCUACGGUCCAGGGAAUGUGAAUCCAAUGUUGUGGCCACUGCCUACAACAACCGUGGACAGAUAAAAUACCUGCGGGUGGACUUUUAUGAGGCCAUAGAGGAUUAUAGCUCUGCCGUAGAGGCUGACAGUCUCUUUGAAAUAGCUUUCUACAACAGAGGACUCAUCCACUACAGGCUGGGUUUUUUCGACGAUGCCAAGAGGGACUUCCAGCAAGCAUUAAGGCUCAAUCCAGACUUUAAAGAUGCCAAGGAGAGCCUGCAGCAAACACUUCUUGACCAGCAGCAGAAGAUAAACAGGGGUUACUGACUGCAUCAGAAACUACAGAGCAUCUAUUAUAUUUAUAUUUCCGUCUGGCUGCUAAAGAAAAGUUGUGCCUAUUUUCACAAGCAUUAUAUUAAUUCGAAGAUACAAAGAUUUAUUUUAUUAAGUGUCACACAAACAUUAUAAAACUCAGAAAUUCUGAGCUAUAAUUACAUUUUAGAUGCUAAAUCUUGUCUUGUUUCAACUCGAGUAGCAGGUGCAACAUUAUAUUUUUCUUUAGCAGAGCAAUGAUACUUCUUUUUCUGACUCAUUUAGUAGAAUAAAAAUGGAACAGCCUCAAAAAUGAAAGUAUUUCAUUGUAUAUAUCUGCAAGCGGACAGUGCAGACUCAUCGACCCAGCCACACCUGGAAAAAUGAUGAGCCUGGGUUUUACAGUCUGUAAUAAAUGCUGCACCAUUGUGGGGUUAUGUUUGUGACCAUAAACAAACCUUGAGCAAGUUUUAGUACAACAAUAACGACGAUUCUCAGCUUCAUAGGAAAACAUGUCUUUCUCUUUAAGUUGCCUUUUGACCAGUUGAAUUGUGACUGUAUAUCUCUUGUACGUCUCUAAUGAACACAAAUGUAUUAAAUGUAUUAAAUUAUUGAUUAAACAUUACUGAUGUAUGCA